AUGUWWGGUGUGCGUUGGAGUGACCAAGCGGCAAAUUUCCUAGAAAUUCURUCUUCAAACGUGGUACGCGAGCCGUUGGAAAUUAUUCUAGACCAACAAGGCAAGCUAUUCGACGCAACGAARGARAAACUGMGGAAAAUCAAUAAUAAACUUGUGGAGGCUAUUGUACUCUUUUGUGACGCAGAGUUUGUCACUAUAGUAAUGGAACAGGUMCACAGUACUCGCUCAAGAACUGCUGAAAGGGCUCAUCAUUGGAUUUUGGCUGACAUGAUGCCCUCACUGUCGAUGAUUACAGAACCAUCCCAGAUUGUGUUGGCCUUUACACCAAAGAUCGAGAAAAAUAUUCACUCACAGCGCUUAAUGACUGACCUCUCAUUGAAUUUGACAGAAAUAAAGGUUUGCUACAAUCUUUGUUUUUUACUUAACAGGCACUCUUUAGUAUUAACCUUUGCGCAUGCUCUGGAUAAAGUCAUCAAAAAUGGCGAGUAUUUGCCAGAGACRAAGGUCAUCAAUGUGGAGGCAACGAAAAAUGGACGAAACAUAUUAAAGAACAUGAUAAAGGUGAACAUUUUAGGCAGCACAGGGACAAUUAUGUUUAAUGGUACGGGCGAUCGUAAAGCACUACAUUUGGAAUUAAUGAACUUAAGGCAACACACAUUUGUGAAGAUAGGAGAAUGGACCAAUACAGGACUUCAAAUUACCAGAAAAGCAGAACAAAAUAGAGAGUCCACUGAAACCGUUCCACUCGAGAAGCUCAAUAGAAAGCUGAAAAUACUCGUUAUAAGGGAUCCACCGUUUCUAAUUGUUACAAAAGACCCAAAAACUGGUCUGGAAAAGAAAGAAGGCUACAGCGUCGAUCUAGUAGAACUAUUGGCCAAAACUCUGCAUUUCAAAUACCAACUUGUGGAGCCUCCAGAUGGACAGUACGGGACACUCAAAAAUGGAACGUAUAAUGGUGUUGUUGGAGAGAUUAUAAAUAAUAAAGCAGAUUUCGCUGCAGCACCGCUGACCAUAACCUCAGAACGGCUCAAUUACAUCAAANAAAAAUCUCAUAAAAAGCAACAAAACGGUAUAUCAAACAUGUAA
Molecule: messenger RNA, 1086 nt
Organism: Exaiptasia diaphana
Lineage: Eukaryota; Metazoa; Cnidaria; Anthozoa; Actiniaria; Aiptasiidae
Product: glutamate [NMDA] receptor subunit 1-like
Exons: 9
Coding region: 1-1086 (361 amino acids)
Biological process (GO): modulation of chemical synaptic transmission; synaptic transmission, glutamatergic
Cellular component (GO): plasma membrane; postsynaptic membrane
Molecular function (GO): glutamate-gated receptor activity; transmitter-gated monoatomic ion channel activity involved in regulation of postsynaptic membrane potential
Source: RefSeq, a predicted model, not a curated record